AUGUUAUUGUUUGAAUAAAAAUCGUAAAGAAAUAGUAAUGAAUAGUAAUCAUUAAGAAGAUUGCAAAAUGAUAUGUAAGAUGAAAAAUUAAAAUAAUUGAAUGAUGAUACCUGUGAAAUUACAUUUAAAAUGCUUAGUGGAAUAUUAUAAAUUUUGAUGUCACCAAAGAUUGGCCCCUACAAAUAAAAUAAUUUCUUAGUAUUCUAUUAUCUUAUUGUUAGUUUUUCCUUGAUUUUAGAAUAAAUUAUCCUUAUUCUCCUCCUAAAAUUAAAGUAGAAUCAGAUAUUACACAUCCAAACAUAGAUAAAAGAACUUAAUUAUUUUAUUUAUAACUUCUAGAACCAUAUUAUUGGAGACCAAUAUAUGAGUAUAUUAUGAUAUAUAUAAAAGUUUAACUGACAUCAUUAAAGCUAUGAGAUAGACAUUAGUAUAUAUAGAUUUCACAAAUAUACCAAAUGAAACUAAUUGCCUUUUGAUUGCAGAAAAGAUAUUAUAAUAAAAUUAAACUCAAGAUGAAUUUGAAUUAGAUUUUAUACAUUUUGAAAUUAGUGAAAAUUUUAAGAUCAAUUUUGAAUUGAAUUCAAAUUAAGUUUUUGAUGAGGAUAAUGUCUUAUAAAAAGAUUAAUAAAAAUAUUCAAAUUUUUCUUAAGAACCAAAAACAAUUAAUUUAAUAAAAACAUAAAGACAUGGUUAAAAUCAGAGAAUGGUUUGCAUUAAAUUAAAAAUUUGA
Messenger RNA from Paramecium pentaurelia, 730 nucleotides. The record is from the annotation of a GenBank genome assembly. Lineage: Eukaryota; Ciliophora; Oligohymenophorea; Peniculida; Parameciidae.